Tremella mesenterica DSM 1558 is the source of this 594-nucleotide messenger RNA. RefSeq lists its product as uncharacterized. NCBI's taxonomy places the organism in Eukaryota, Fungi, Basidiomycota, Tremellomycetes, Tremellales, Tremellaceae. The transcript is spliced from 2 exons. The coding region runs from base 1 to 594 and encodes 197 amino acids. The record is from RefSeq and is a predicted model, not a curated record.
AUGUCGUCCAAAGUCACGCAAAAGUCUGUCAAUCAGACAAUCACUGCCAAUGAAACUUCAGGAGCAGGUCUGCGAACGUUCCUGUCUGACCAAAUUGCCCCUCUUUCGGAGUCAGAAUUCAAACAAUUGACUGAAUAUUUUUCAGCCUGGAAGUACAAAUCCAUUCCUCCCUAUGAAAUUGGGACUGAGGAGAAUCUUGCUCAGCGCAAACAAGCAUGGGCCAAGGGAACCCAAUGGGAUGGUCUUGACUUUGGAAGUCUUAGUAGUUUGGAAACUGCAGAAGGUAAACAGAAUACAUUGAAGAGCGUGAUCAGGAAUGGGAUCAGGCAAGUUAAAGAAAGCUCAGUCACACCCCAAGUGUCACAUGAACAACCACUCGAUGAUGAGAAAGAUGAAGAGAACAUUUCAGUUAUUCCACAACAGAAUGCUUAUGAGCUCAAUACAAUGGGAGACAAUGAGGAGACAGAUGAUGAGGAAGACGGAUGGCUAGAGGAAGUCGAGGAGGAAGAGGAAGACGACGAACGGUGGUCCUAUAGUUCCGACCAGACGAAGCAGAGGGGGAAUGGUGGAGGGAGACAUGAGGAGUUUUACUGA